UAUAAAUAGCUCAAAUUCAAAACCUUUCCCUUUCUCUCAAAGGAUUAUAUUUAUUCAAAUGCCUUCUCUAAUGUCAAGGCCUUUGUUUCUCAGUUUCUGCUUAUUUCUGCUAUUUUUCAGCUCAAAUUCAUCAGAUAAUGACUCUCAAAAGACAUAUAUUGUGUAUAUGGGAAGUCAUCCAAAAGGGAAAGUUUCAACUUCAUCUCACCAUAUAAGAUUGCUAAAAGAAACCAUUGGCAGUACUUUUGCUCCACAUUCUUUACUCCAUAGCUACACGAGAAGCUUCAAUGGAUUUGUUGCAAAGUUGACUGAACCUGAAGCAAAGAAAGUUUCAGAAAUGGAAGGGGUAAUAUCAGUUUUCCCAAAUGGGAAAAAACAACUCCACACAACAAGAUCUUGGGACUUCAUGGGUUUCUCCGAGCAAGUGAAGAGAGUUCCGGCGGUGGAAAGCAAUGUGAUAGUGGGAGUACUCGACAGCGGAAUUUGGCCGGAAUCUCCUAGUUUUGACCACACAGGAUACGGUCCGCCGCCGCCCAAGUGGAAGGGCAGCUGUGAAGUCUCCGCCAAUUUCUCUUGCAACAAUAAAAUCAUUGGAGGUCGAGCAUAUCGUAGUGAUGGUAAACACCCAGAAGGCGACAUCAAAGGUCCAAGAGAUUCGGAUGGCCACGGGACACACACAGCAUCGAUUGUGGCCGGAGGGGUGGUUCGACAAGCCAGCAUGUUGGGACUCGGCCUUGGCACAGCAAGAGGCGGGGUCCCAUCAGCACGCAUUGCCUCAUACAAAGUAUGCUGGUCCGAUGGCUGCACAGAUGCCGACAUUCUUGCUGCAUUCGACGACGCCAUUGCGGACGGUGUCGAUAUCAUCUCCGGCUCUCUUGGGGGAUCAGGGAUCAGAGAUUACUUCAACGACUCCAUAGCUAUUGGAUCUUUCCAUGCAAUGAAGAAGGGAAUUCUUACGUCAUUAGCUGUUGGAAAUAACGGCCCAGAUUUCACAAGCAUUGUUAACUUCUCGCCGUGGUCGUUGUCGGUAGCGGCUAGCACCACUGAUCGGAAAUUCGAAACUAAAGUUGAGCUCGGAGAUGGAAGAGAAUUUAAUGGAGUCAGCAUCAAUACAUUUGAUUUAAAAGGAAAACAAAUUCCAUUGGUUUAUGCUGGAGAUAUUCCUAAGGCUCCGUUCGACAGUUCCGUAUCAAGGAUGUGCUUUGAGAACACAGUGGAGUUGGAGUUGGUAAAAGGUAAAAUUGUAGUAUGCGAUUCAUUAGCUGUUCCAGGAGGAGUUGUGGCUAUAAAAGGAGCGGCGGGCAUUAUAAUGCAAGACGAUUCUCCACAAGAUGAUACCAACUCUUUUCCAAUUCCUGCUUCUCAUCUUGCCCCAAAACCUGGUGCUCUCAUUCUCUCUUAUAUCAACUCAACCAACAGCCUUCCAACAGCAACUAUAAUGAAGAGCACAGAAAGGAAACGUAAAAGAGCUCCUUUUGUUGCAUCUUUUUCAUCCAGAGGUCCAAACCCAAUAACCCCCAACAUUCUCAAGCCAGAUUUGACAGGUCCAGGAGUAGAAAUUCUUGCAGCAUGGCCUUCAAUAGCUUCACCCUCAGGAGCUGAAGAGGAUAGUAAAAGAGUUGCUUAUAAUAUCCUUUCAGGAACCUCUAUGGCUUGUCCACAUGUCACUGCAGCAGCUGCUUAUGUUAAAUCAUUUCAUCCUACUUGGUCUCCUGCUGCACUUAAAUCUGCUCUUAUCACUACAGCAUUUUCAAUGAGUCUUAAACGUAAUCCAGAUAAAGAGUUUGGAUAUGGUGCUGGUCACAUAAAUCCACUAGGCGCAGUGCAACCUGGUUUAGUUUACAAUGCUUCCGAGAUUGACUACGUAAAAUUUCUAUGUGGUCAAGGUUAUAACACCGAGUUGCUCCAACGAGUCUCAGAAGACAAUGAUACUUGUUCUUCGAACAAUUCCGACACGGUGUUCGACCUUAACUAUCCUUCCUUUGCUCUUUCCACAAAUAUCUCAAAAUCAAUCAACCAAGUUUACAAGAGGAUUGUCACCAAUGUUGGAUCAAAAUAUGCAACAUAUAAAGCUACCAUAAUUAAUCCUUGGAAGAAUCUUGAGAUCACAGUAAAUCCAUCUGUUCUUUCAUUCAAGAAUUUGGGAGAGGAGCAAACUUUUGUGCUUACAAUUAAAGGAAGAAUUAGUAAAAAUAUUGAAUCAGCUUCUUUGGUGUGGGAAGAUGGGAAACACAAAGUGAGGAGUCCUAUUACAAUAUUUGAUUCUAAUAUUCAUUCUUCCUAAUUAAAUUUCCAUAUAUAUAUAUAUGUAAUUCAAGUAUUUUCUUAAAUUGUAGGGUCAAAAAGAGUAGUUUUGUUGGUUUUACAGCUUAAUUUAUUUAAAUUUGGUUUGUUGGUCAAAAAGACAUAUUUCACCUCAAGAUGUGUGUAUGAUUUCCUACAAUUGAAUAAACACUAUCAAUAAAACAUGUUUGUAUAUUGUCUUCCU
Molecule: messenger RNA, 2488 nt
Organism: Benincasa hispida (wax gourd)
Lineage: Eukaryota; Viridiplantae; Streptophyta; Magnoliopsida; Cucurbitales; Cucurbitaceae
Product: cucumisin-like
Biological process (GO): proteolysis
Molecular function (GO): serine-type endopeptidase activity
Source: RefSeq, a predicted model, not a curated record